Messenger RNA from Erpetoichthys calabaricus (reedfish), 5313 nucleotides. Its product is annotated as T-lymphocyte activation antigen CD80. The transcript has 10 exons. The record is from RefSeq and is a predicted model, not a curated record. Bases 340 to 1368 code for a protein of 342 amino acids. Gene Ontology annotation, biological process: negative regulation of T cell proliferation; cellular response to lipopolysaccharide; T cell costimulation. Lineage: Eukaryota; Metazoa; Chordata; Cladistia; Polypteriformes; Polypteridae. Gene Ontology annotation, cellular component: external side of plasma membrane.
CAACAAAACAGCGGCCUGUCUUUACAAAGGCUGCAUUUGAACCUGAUGGUUUCAAAAUGACAUACACAGUAAUCAGAUUUAUUAAAACAGGGCACAUCUAUUAAAUCUGCAUGUCUGUUCCUGCCGCUUUGGCUUUGGUAGAACUAACAACUACAUGCCAUUUUGGGAGCAUUUGCUUAGCUGCUGGGGAAGUGGAUAGGAAGUGAGCAAAACAUGAUGUCACCAGUUCGACAGGAUAAAAGAAACAAUGGCCACAGGAGCAUCGCUCUCUUCAGAAUGAAUUCAGAAGCAAUGUGAAAAUAUUUUUAUAGCACAGCUAGCAAAACGAACAGAUGAAGGAUGUCUCUACACCUGACUCAUAUGAUUUCCUCCUCAUAUAAGCCCUCCUGGUAUGGAAUUAUAUGGCUGUUAGUUUCCUGGCAUGGUAUGGCUGCAGUGAAUCUGGUGGGAAUUUAUGGAAAAAAUAUUGAUUUUCCCUGCCACUCCUUCAAGUCCUCUAUAGAAAAGAUCAACCGUGUUUACUUUCAAAAACUCAUUGGUGAGACUCCAAAGUUUUUGAACGGAUACAUAAAAAAGGAAAAUAACACAGUAGAUGUGCAACGUUUCAUCUUCGAGAAAUACAAGAACCGUACUUACAUGGAUAUUCAGAACAAUGUCAUAACUCUUAAGAACGUCACAAUUGAAGACACUGGAGAUUACGAAUGUAUUUUAAUAAAUUCCUCAAAUGAAGACAAAAUACAAUUUCAUCUGUCCAUUAUUGCUAAUCUCACUCGACCAGAGAUCUCAGUGAACAAAGAUAAUCCAUUCUCAUGCAAUGCAACAUAUACCUGCUCUGCCAGUGGCAUAUACCCUAAGCCAGAAAUAAGGUGGCACUUCACCCCAAACAUCUCCUCUACUGAAUGGAUGGUUAUUGAUAACAACUCUUCCAUUGACCCUCAAAGUGGUCUUUAUAAUGUAUCCAGCAUGAUCGCAAUACUGAGCAAAAGAGAUAUAAAUAUCAGCUGCUCCAUUCAUGAUGACGUCUCCCUUGAAACUGAAGUCUGCCAGAAGCAUUCACCAGAGAGAGCAGAUAUCAUGUGGAUAAUCGCCUCAGCUAUAAUCGUAGCUCUUGUGAUUCUUAUCUUAUUCAUUUUAUUUGUGAAGAAGAAGAACAUGUUGGCUUCAGCUUCAACCUCUUAUCAGACUGAUACUACUCAGGAAAUGAUUACAAGGCAAGAUGCUAGCAUCGACAUUGAAAACCCUGAACACCAGCACUCCUCCCUUGGAAUGAUGUCUGCCCAUCAGAAAACUUCAAAAUCCAGUUACUGCACUGAUUUUCAGCAUCAAAACGAAGAAGGAAAGAUGUUUUUGACCACAAGUGUAAUGUGAAUUUUCCUCUAAAACAUUCUGAUUUUUUACUGUUUAAGACAGUUAAAAAUUAAUAACACUUCUCAUGGAAAUUGUGUCAGAGACAUUUCAGUGUGAUAAUAACUAUUUAACAAAACAAGCAUGUCAAAAAUAUGUUCUCAGAAAAUGUCAGGCUCUUCAUUAUUAGUAUUAUUGUUUUUAUUUCAAUGGUACUUAAAUUCUUUUCUUGAAAGAAAACAUUUUAAGCAAUUAUUUUGCUCACUGUUGCAAAACAUUAAUUGUCAUUCAUGGUAUGUUUGUUACAUACUGUAUAAGCCAAGCGGAAAGUUGCAAUGUGUAACAAACUGGAGACAAGUUCACUCAUAUGCCUGAGCGGGCAGCGUUCUGAUUGUUGGACUAGGCCCACACAUCCAUUUUCACAUCCCCAACUGCAUAAAAUUUAAGACAGUGUAUCAACAUAAUUAGAAAUAAGUUUAGAACACAAAAAUAAAGUGCUAGCUAACUUCAUAAUGUCUAACCCUUUCCAUCAGAAUUGUCAUACCUUCAUUUCUGAGUGUAUUGCUUGUCCGUGGCUGACUGCCAUGUGACUUACCCUUUGUAAAUGUGACCUGUAUUUAGGGAAGAACUUCAGCACAGGUAGUUUCAUUGACUUUUAGCUUAUCUAAUCACUCGUUUCUUGCAUUUUCUACAAUAAAUAGAAAUCUCCUUGCUCAGAACAGUGUUCAAAUUUUGACCAAGAAGAAUCUGCUUUUUGCAGAUUUUUCUGUAACGGUAAAAUGACCUGUGAACUCCCAGGUCAUCUGAGAUUGAAUUGAAUUUACAUUAGUCUGGGAUAUACUUUGCUUUAUUUUUAAACCUUUGGUGUAAAGAAUUCUCACUUUGAUUUUUUCGAUUUGAAAGAAUGAUUCUUUGUUUUUGCUCAGUUUCUGGAUAUCUCCCAGUUCCUAGUUAAAUAAAUCUUUGUGCCUUGUCUCUUUAAAGGCACAACAUCAUUUUGAUCUGAAGGCUUCACCAAAAGUGCUGAUUAUUCUUAUAAGUGCUAGAUUAGAGUUUCUCUAAGGCUUAACCACACUCUAGAUAUAGUUUUUAAAUCACUGUUAGAAUAAUGGCUUCCUUUUAAUUUUGGUUUGCUUACCUUCCAUAUCUGACCUUAUUUAAUACAAUUUGAAAGGUACUUAAAGAACUCAAACAUGAACUGCACUCUUAGUGUGAAAUAUUGAUUGUAAAAUCAAACAAAUGAAAGUAAACAGGCGUUCUAUGAAUUGCUAAUUAUGAUGUUCAACUCCAGGUUAUCUGUCACAUGUACAUUUACAACAUGUCAUAAAACUUUCAACUUAGGGUGGCUUGAGGCUGAAGCCUAUCCUAGUAGCAUUGGUAGUACUAGGGUGUUGUACCGUGUUAGCCAUUAUGAAUGUAGAGAAAAGCCAAGCAAAAUGACACCUUUUAUUGGCUAACUUGCAAGCUUGCAUAUUGUAAUCUUUUUAGUUAGCCAAUAAAAGGUGUCAUUUUGCUUGGCUUUUCUCUAGUAGCAUUGGGUAAAGGACUAGAAACAGCCACGGACAGGCCAUCAUUUCAUCACAGAGCUCAUUCACAUACAUACAAGCACAGUUUGGAAUCCUUUGUGCAUCUCUUUGGAAUGUGUGAACACAAAAUGUAGGUUUUACAACAGUGCCGUUUUAUUUAGUUCAGAUAACUCUAUCCUACAAAGAGCAAACAUUUUCAGAAUUUUAAGUUCUCAUAUUUUCUAAUGUACUGUAUACAUGUGGCUUCCCUGCUAACAAAGAGAUACAAUAUGCAUAAGGAGUCAUGUUGGGGCAGAGGAGAAUGUUAGACCAAUCAGGUGCCCUUCAAAUAGAGAAAUCAACAGUGACGCUAAUAUAUGCUUAUAUAUGCUAAUAUGUUACAGGGAUCCCAUGGAGUGGUAAGUCCAGUACAUGUAAAAAGGUGCCCUGAUGGGUGACGCUCCAGCAGUAUGUGGAGCAAAACAGAAGUCAUGGGGAAUUGGGAGGGAUCCUUCAUUAUUCCCCCAGUACACUAGAUGGGAGCGAGUAAGCCCCACAGGGAAUGAGUGAGGUCCUGAAGUCCAGAGACCAGAAGCUGCUAUGGGUUCCUGACCCUUUAAGUUAAUAUUUGGUAUCACUGGUGCCGUGGUUACUGGGACCACCAGAUGGCACUCUCAUCUCGCAGUCAUGGUUUUUGUAAAGUGGCUCAGAAUUUAACACCAAGAUGUACUUGAAAAGGCUGCUUCUUGCUGUUAUCUUACUGAGUCAGGUUUCAAGUUGAGAACUGAGGUGAGGGCUGAACAAGGAUGUACUUGUCCUUACAUCUCUGGAAUGAUGAUAGAGAGACCAGUCAUCAAACAAAAAAACUGUUAGGUAAGCAUAGGGUCUAUUUUAAGAUGGCAAACUAAACAAGCUGUACUAGAGGUAAAGAAGGGGUAGGAAAUUCCAGUAGAGGGCUCAGUUGGGUAGUAAGAAUUUAUUAUCAUUUUUUUUUUAUUUUGAUGGAAUGUGUUCUCAUUAUAUUAAUAUUUUCCAAUUGCUUUUUAAAACAACAUUCAGUAUACAGCAAUUUUUGUAAUAAGAGGAUUGUUUAGCACAGCAUACUUAAUGGUAGGAGAAGACCAAGAGAUGAUUGAGUCAAAAAGAAGUUAAGAAAAAGACAUGAUUUAAAGCCUAGAUAAAAAUCAGAAUGUUGUGAGGAUGUCUUUAAUUUGACUGUCAAAUCCAAAUAUGCUAAAACAAAGAAACAUAAUAAAAAAAAGCAGAUCAAAAUUUUAAAAAUAAUAUGCACAUUUUAACUCUUAUUAAUCUAAUACAAUCAUUAAGUCUUCCUUAAUUUUAGCAGUUCCCAAGCUCAGAUGUGUGGUACUGUGUGCCGCCAUCUUUUAUAGGGGCAGGACAGUGAGAUCGAAGGUCACUAAGCACGCAACAGACAACAGAACAAACAAAAUGACAAUGUCCAUGAUUUUGUGGUACAAAAUGGUGGUGCCAAAGCUAGAAACCUCACAUACUGGAUAAUGAAGGUGUGCUGAUGUCACUAUCAUAAAGUUCAACAAUAAGAAAAUAUACAGAAACAAAAGUAACAUGUAAAUAUUUAUAUAUAUUCCUUGCAAUACAUUUUUUUGGGUUCCUUGGACGUGUGCUGGUCGAAAAUGUGUAAAACACAAAGCUGUUUGCAUGUAUUGAUGUACAUAGUAAUUUUUGGUUUUUAUUUUGUGCAUUUUAUUGCACAAACUGUUUUUAUUCUUAUUUGUUCUAAGAAUAGACAAUGAAAGGAAGAGUUUCUCAUAUUUCUGAAUGUACAUUGCAUUUUAGCUUGUAAAAACUAACUGUUCUACAAAGAAAUUAGGGUUUUAAAUAAUCUUUACAAAUAUCUGUCUAUUGUUUAGGGUUUAGACCCCCAUAAUUACAUGACACCCCUAGUAAAUUUAGGGCUGCUGUGCAACGCUCCUGCAUGCUGUCCAUGUACUGACUGUGUCACCAUCCCAGUGAUAUACAGAAGUGGCCGCUUUCGUCAUCAGUCUACACCUCAUUGUACGCCUUAUGUUUAUAGAAGGAAACUGGUCUUGAAAUGUGACUAUGGUAUCAUGGACAGUUUGCAUUACAAAAAGAUAUUUGACACCUUUGCGGUUUCUUUGCAAUCAUUUACUUUUAAAGUAGAGGAUAGUUGGUUGUAUGACUGACAUUUUUUAUAAUAAAAUAACAUUUUCAGAUGGCACUUGGUUGCUUUCUUGCAACCUUAUUUUGGUAUAUGUGUUUUCCUAUUGGAAAUGUUGUAAUAAUUGUCGUCUGUUCUUUAAAAAGCAAUUCAUUUGCAGUAUUAUUGUGCAAAUAAAAAUUGUUUUAUACCUUUUCCUUGUAAAUGUAUUGUAAUAAUUUCAUAAAUAUCAUAGAUAUUAAGCUGUCUCUUUGUAUAACAUUACUUACAAUGACUAAUAAACAAUACCUCACAGCCUUCUUGUUA